Messenger RNA from Effrenium voratum, 1492 nucleotides. Lineage: Eukaryota; Dinophyceae; Suessiales; Symbiodiniaceae. The record is from the annotation of a GenBank genome assembly.
AGCCGUUUCGAGGCUCGAAUCAUGUCCUGAAUUACUGCAGGAUCGCCCAACCCUGGGCUUGCUCCGUUAGCGAAAUGUUGCGACUGGGCCUCGUCUGCCACGUCGUCUGCCUCGCGGGCCUCACAGGGGCUGUGACUCCCAAGGUGUCCCUCGGGGCUGAGUCCCCGGAGAAGCUUAUGCUACAGCCCCCGGAGAAUGAGAACGACAAGGGUCCGGCGCGACCAUUCUGGGUCUUUGACAUGGACGCCAUGUGGAAUCAGAAGGCUGCCAAUUGCUGCAUGGUGAUGGCGGCCGCUGGAGUGCUUUGUGCAGCGGGGGGCAUCGGCGGUGGAGGUAUUUAUGUCACCGUGCUCAUGGUGGCUGGAGGCCUUUCUGUCCGCGAUGCAGUGCCGCUUUCCAAAGCUGUGGUCUUCAUUGGCUCAAUCUCUUCGCUGUUCCUGAACUUGAGGAAAGCCACCAGCACCCGGGACGGGCUGAUCGACUACAAUGUGUGCCGAUUGGUGGUGCCGGCAGCCCUGGUGGGCACCUACAUGGGCGUGAUCCUCAACUCCAUCGUGCCCGGUUGGGCUGUUCUCAUGGCCUUGGUCGGCAUUCUCCUGGCGAUUUCCUACAUGGUCCUUCAGACCACAUGGUCGCAGUAUGCUGAUGAGGAGCACAUCGCCGAGCACAACAGAAAGACGGACUAUGAGAAUGCAAAGAAGGAGUUUGUCCCUGAAGUAGCUGCGUGGAAAAGCUCACAGGAGGUGCAAGAAUACACCAAGACGGACAUAGCACUGUCUGCAGUGAUGCUGGCGGUGGUAAUCACGGGCAGCGCUUUCCGGCACCACGCACUGAAUUGCCAGAGCGCCCCUGAGCAGAACCGGCUGCAGGUCUGCCAUCACCCGACCCUGUUCUGGCUGGAAGCCAACACGCUGAUGACCUGGAUGCAGACGCCCAGCACAGCGGCCUUCAUCAAGGUCUUUUUUUUCGCUGGGCCUAUGAUCUUUUGCAUCACAGUGCUAGCGUGCGUGGCGGCCAAGCUAGUCAGAGUCGGUUGGUCUCCCGCAUUGACAGUGAAAUUCAGCAUCAUGAGCGUCACCACAGGGUGCUUGGCAGGCUUCGUGGGAAUCGGCGGAGGACUCAUUUUCUCACCCUACUUUCUGCUGAUGGGGCUGGAACCCGCUGUUGCAGUGGCAACGUCAUCUACGUGUGUGAUUUUUACAGCCUCCUCGACAACCUUCCAGUAUCUCCUUACAGAUCGCAUCAUCAUGUCGCUGAUGCUCGUUUACGGCCUUGUGAACUUGGUGUCCUCCUAUGCAGGGACGUCGUUGGUGCACUACCUACAGGACCAAUUGAGCACAAGACGCUCCUACAUUUCAGGCAUCGUGUCAGCGGGCGUAGUGAUCAGCACAUUGCUGGCGGUUCGAGAACUGAUCUACGAGGCUUACUGAACGAGUUCCGUUUCACGCGCAGAACGUGCUGUGCAUUGCGUGUCCGAGUAUUUUCUGGGGGC